CCUGCUUCUCAGAACAGGGCUAUGCAAAAAAAGCAAACUUAGUUCUUACAAUAAACUCCAAUUCCUAUUCAGCCACAAUCCAUUUGACCUUUUUCCAGUACGCACACUGUAAAUAGCUCUCGUGUCCGCGACAAAAUGUUUUCAUCACCCAGGCCCCCGCCUUCUUAUGACGAGAACGAUGGUGAACGAGAUGAAAGGUCGAUCGUCGCCACCGAUGAUAUCAUGCUUCUGCGCCCGGACGAACACCGCGAAAUUCAGACAUCUCAGAGCUCGAAUUUGGCUAGGGAUGAAGCUGAGCCCGGAAAACAUGGCAAAAAGCUCCCUGGGCUUGCCUUCAUCAAGCGCAACAGCGACAACUUCUGGAAGGCUUGGAACGUGUACAGACAUAAGCCGUGGAACAUGUGCCUUCUGGUCCUUAUUGGCACUCUCUUCGCUGUUGGCCAUCACUUAUUUUACCUUAAUCUCGAUGGCGAAGAAGCUAUCAACCAGUCCUUGAUGCUACGCUAUGGAACCAUCAUCGCAUUCUGUGCUAAAGCCAGUCUCGGCACUGCUGUUACUAUUGCCUUUCACCAAAGAGCCUGGAGAGUAGUCCGUUAUAAAACAGCCCGCAUUGAGACAAUUAACUCUAUUUUCACUGCCAAUUCCGAUAUAUUCUCUCUCUUUACCUGGAGCUCUAUUCGGAAAACUAAAGUCGGUACCCUGCUUGCUAUUUACUGCUGGCUCACUCCUCUUGUUGUGAUAUUGACCUCUGAAACUCUCUCGGUUGUCUUUGGGGUAUUUGAAGAAGAGACUUCGUGCCCCUCUGUUCGGACUUUGAACUUUGGAAACGAGGAGAACAUAUAUUGGCGCAAUCCUAUGAAAAUAAAUGACCAGCUUUUGACCUCGAUGUCAUUAUGGAAUACGACUGUUCCCCUUGGUGGGAGCCCUUCAGACUCCAACCCAGAGGGUUUUGACUACUACCAUGGCCCUAGCCGGCAGUUCGACAUGUUCAUUACCACCAAAUCGACACUCAUGAGCGAAUCCGUAAUUCGCAAGGAAGCAACGGUUGAGAUUUGUGGAGUGGGAUGGAACUGUUCCUCUGUCGUUAGCUUUGUUGCUCCUGGCUACAAGUGUCAAGAGUUAGCAUCCGGAGUAAACUCUGAAGUCAAGAAGCUUGGGAAUGCUACAGCACCCUUCAACACCUCUGUGCUUGCGCCACUGGGAAACUAUACCUAUUAUGCCAUCAACGACCAAGGAGACUAUGGCGAUCCCCAAAUAGUCUCUAGGGCUGGGGGGAUACCAAUUCAAGAUCCCCCCUACCCAGACAAUCUCGGGGCCUUCAGGACCGAGCCUAUCAUGUGGAUCGGUUACGCAACCGUCGAUGAUCUUUCAGUCCGUCAACCGGACGAACCAGGCACAGAGGAAUACAUGAAGGCCUACACGCCAGUCAUUAUCGGGUGUGAGCAUUACGAAGUCAAUUAUACCGUCCAAUUCAACUACACAAGGGGUGACAAACUUGUUGACGUUAAGGGGCGGGAAUACCUCAGAAAGAUUAUUGAUACGACCUAUAUACCCAACGAAGACCCCGACAAGAGGCUAAAAGACAGAACGCGCGCUAUCCCUGACAAUAAUUACAUAUUCCCCAAUGACUUCAAAAAGUACCGCCGGAUAGCAGCCUACCAUUCCAUUGGCUCUAGGUUGAGGCAGUGCCUUAAUGGAACUAUCAAAAUGCCAUAUAACGAUGUAAGGUCGGAUCUUUUGUACACGCGUUUGCUCACGCGGUUAAAUUACCUCCCGGUCAAGGAGCUUCGCCACGGCAUACAAAGACUCUACGAGGACAUGAUCAUUUCGAUUUUUGAGGAGCCUUCUUUCACGGUUGUCUCCUGGGCCGCUGAUAAGAAACCAUCCGGCACUGCCAAAGGAGGUCCUUCAACGGCCUAUCCUUGCCGGCGUCACAGGUUAGCUACUUUCUUCCACUAUAACAUGACCCAGCUUCUUAUCGUGUAUGCGGUAAGUAUAUUCUUGGCGGUUAUUGGCGUGUCAGUAGGUCUACAGGCCUAUCUGGAGGAGGGUACUAUGCGUGAUAUGAAGCCGUCGUCUAUCAUGGAAGCUUCAAGGGCAUCUAAUCUCCACGUGCUGGGAGCGCGCGAAGGGUGUAAUGUCAAGAUUGGGUAUGGUCUUGUACAUGAAGAGGCUGGUAGAAGUGUUAGAAGUUUUGGGGUCGAAGGGAAUGUGCAGCAGUAAUGACAGAGGACGGUUAUAUUACACGAUGGGUCUAGUGUAGAAGAUCUAUCAUCGUGGCUUUGAUCAAACAACAGAAUAUCUUCUCUCAGUAGAGUGUAAUUACGUGCGAUAAUGUCCAUGUUGACAUCUAGUAAAAGUCACGGAUCGGUGAUCAGCACGGGUAGAC
Molecule: messenger RNA, 2389 nt
Organism: Fusarium redolens
Lineage: Eukaryota; Fungi; Ascomycota; Sordariomycetes; Hypocreales; Nectriaceae
Exons: 1
Coding region: 136-2223 (695 amino acids)
Source: RefSeq, a predicted model, not a curated record